This is a messenger RNA of Entrophospora sp. SA101, 1860 nucleotides long. Lineage: Eukaryota; Fungi; Glomeromycota; Glomeromycetes; Entrophosporales; Entrophosporaceae. The record is from the annotation of a GenBank genome assembly.
AUGUCACUUGGAGUUUCAUUUGAUGGUUGGCCUGAAAAUCCAAGUGCUGUAGCCGCCUCUAACUUGGUAAAAAAAGGAUUUUAUGUAAUUACUGCUGCUCCUAAUGAUGGUUUUAGUGGACUUUUUAGUAGUGGAUCUCCCGACUCUGGAAAAGAUGUUAUAACCGUUGGUUCUGUAAAUAAUUUCAAAUUCAUUACAAAUUACUUGGUGCCAAGUACUCAACCAAAGAAAAAGAUUGCUUAUUUUACAAGACGUGUGGGAUUGAAAUUCGACCUUGAUGGUCCAUUAGAGAUUGUCCCAACCAGUGAUGCUAAAGAUCCAGUAGAUGAUGCUUGUAAUCCAAUUGCUAAAAAUCUUACUGGAAAAUUGGCAUUGAUAAGACGAGGUGGAUGUUUCUUUGACGAUAAAAUUACAAAUGCUCAAACGGCUGGUGCACUAGGUGCCAUCUUCUACUUCAAUGUAACAGGCCCUUUUAAACCAGCCAUUAGUUCAUCUAGUGUACCAAUUGCAAUAAUCUCCAAAAAUGACGGUGAAUAUCUAAUAAAACAAUUCCAACAUAGCAAAAAAAUCAGACGCAACCAAUAUUACUACAAUCACAAUCGACGAUUGAGAGUAACAUUCCCCAAUAAAACGGCUGUUUUCAAUGACAUAGAAGGUAAUAAUCCUGUUGAUACAAGUUCUUGGGGUCCCACUUUUGAAUUAGAUAUUAAGCCGGAAAUAAUGGCUCCCGGUGGUAAAAUAUUCAGCACGUUACCUGUGGAAUUUGGUUCCUAUGGAACUUUCUCUGGUACAUCUGCCGCUGCCGCUUAUACCUCAGGUCUUGUCGCUUUAUACUUGGAAAAUUUUAGAAAAAAUCCACACAACAAAAUCAAUAUUGAUCCACUCAUUUUAAAAAAUAUUCUGAUUUAUACUGCGGAACCAUAUAAAUCUUCAAAUGAUGGAAACCAUAAAAAUAAAAUCGUUCUGCCAGUCACCAAGCAAGGAGGCGGAUUAAUUAAUCUUGAGAGAGCGUUAAAUACCAAACUUUAUAUAACACCAGGAAAAUUAUCGCUGAAUGAUACAGUCAGAUUCACUGGUACAGCAACAAUUAGCUUGACAAAUUUCAGUCAUAAAACAAUGAAAAUCACAUUGGAUCAUUUACCAGCCGGAUCCGUUAGAGGUUUCUUCAAUGAUACUAUUGUUAAUACUGGAGAUAUGUUGAUCAAUAAAUUUUAUGCUAAAGUGACAUUUCAUAAAAAUACAAUCAAAUUACGUCCAAGAGAAACAAAAUCAAUCCAAAUAAGAAUCAAAGAGCCUUCACAAUUAUUGCCAAGCGAAUUUGGAUUAUAUUCAGGAUUCAUAAUCGUCAAUGAUGAAUGUAAUCAUGAAACUUACAGCGUACCCUAUCAGGGAUUAAAGGGAAAUUUGACUACAAUGAAUCUAAUUUCAAGUAAUCCUACGUCACCAUUCUUGUUAUCACCUGAUUUUGAUGAAUUGUACAACGAGACUGAUGAAGCAACCUAUACAUUCCAAGAUGAUUAUGAUCAUAUACCGAAGGUCUAUUUCAGAUCCAAUCUUGGUACGUCACGUUGGGUCUUGUAUGCCGCUGUGGCGAACGAAAAUAUUUUGGAAACUGUGUUUAUCGAUACCUAUACAUCUCGCACUUCAAAUAAUGAGAAUAAUGAAUAUACGAACCGAUUCACUGAGUUAAAAUGGGAUGGGACGGUUGCUGUAAAUAAUCAAAAUAACGUUAGACGUAAGCUACCAAAUGGUCGGUAUCAGUUAAUUCUUGAGGAAUUGAGACCUUUUGGCGAUGUAAAUAAUCCAAAUCAAUAUGAUCGUUGGCGAUCUCCAAUAAUAGUAAUAAAUAGAGAUAUAUAA